Molecule: messenger RNA, 355 nt
Organism: Staurois parvus
Lineage: Eukaryota; Metazoa; Chordata; Amphibia; Anura; Ranidae
Source: the annotation of a GenBank genome assembly
AUGCAGACUGCUUCUACAAACAUUUUUGAAAGAAUGGGUCGCCCUCAGGAGCUCAGUGAAUUCAAGCGUGGUACUGUGAUAGGUUGCCACCUGUGCAAUAAGUCCAUCCGUGAAAUUUCCUUGCUACUAAAUAUUCCACAGUCAACUGUUAAUGGUAUUAUAACAAAGUGGAAGCAACUAGGAAUAACAGCAACUCAGCUACAAAAUCAGGGGUCAGCACAUGCUGAAGUGCACAGUGCGUAGAAGUCACCAACUGUCUGCAGAGUCAGUAGCUAAAGACCUCCAAACUUCAUGUGGCCUUCAGAUUAGCACAACAACAGUGCACAGAGAGCUUCAUGGAAGGGGUUUCCAUGGC